AUGUCCAAAUCAUCAAAGCGUUCGAUCCCCACCUCGGUGACACAAAGUCCAAUUGCUGCAACCAGCACCCCAGCUCCUGCCACCCGUCGUCCAGCACAACCUGCAACAGUAGCAAAUCCCUUCGCAUCAAGUAAUUCGGAGCCACCACCAAGCUAUUCCCCACCAGCAACCACUGUCGCAGCCUCAACGGACAAUCCUUACGCAUUUCUCUCCACUUUCGACACCGUCUUCCUAAUCGAUGACUCUGGCUCCAUGGCUGGCCGUUCAUGGCGCGAGACUUCCCUCGCCAUCGCAUCCAUCGCGCCGAUAUGUACCGCCCAUGACAAAGACGGCAUCGACAUCUACUUCCUCAACGCCCCCGACUCACAAAGCUACCAGAAUAUCACUCGUCCAAAUGAGGUCCAGCGUAUAUUCGACACGGUCAAGCCUGGAGGUGGAACACCUAUUGGUACCAAGCUGAACGCGAUCCUAAAGCCUUACCUCAGGGAGUGCGAAGCCAAGAAAUCCAACAUGGACGCCGUGAAACCCCUCAACAUCAUCGUCAUCACCGACGGCGUCCCAACCGAUGAUCCCGAAUCCGUCAUCAUCUCUUACGUCAAGAAGCUUGACAAACUUGACGCGCCACCGUGGCAAGUCGGUAUCCAAUUCUUCCAGGUCGGCGAAGAGAGCGGCGCAGCAGAGGCGCUGCAAGAACUCGAUGAUGGGAUCGCGCCGCUGUGUGGGGGAAGAGAUAUCGUUGAUACGGUACCUUGGAAGAGUCAAGAUGGUGGAAGUACAGGAUUGAAUGCGGACGGGAUUCUGAAGGUUGUGCUGGGGGCUGUGAAUAGGAGACUGGACCGCAAGAGGGUGUCUCUGGAUGGUAGGCCUGCGCAACAAGGGCGAUAA
This is a messenger RNA of Letharia columbiana, 885 nucleotides long. RefSeq lists its product as uncharacterized. The transcript has 2 exons. The record is from RefSeq and is a predicted model, not a curated record. NCBI's taxonomy places the organism in Eukaryota, Fungi, Ascomycota, Lecanoromycetes, Lecanorales, Parmeliaceae. The coding region runs from base 1 to 885 and encodes 294 amino acids.